AAGGGGCAACAGGCUGUCAACAGUGGCAGUAGUUGGGGGCUCCCAUCUAUUAAAAAGCCACAGAAAGUCUUUUCAUACUGCCUGAGGAAUUAAUCCCUUACUUAACGUUCAUAAUUGCUGGAUCGAUUUAACAGGACUGGAGUUAACAUUUGCUUGGAUUUGGCACCAUUGAUAGGGAACUGCCUGCUGCGUCCUCCGCUUUGAAGUCACCCUGGUCUUUGGGCCUCCAGACCUUCUUCAGCAUGUCCAACCCAUCUAAGAGGUGUAUGAUACUGGCGUUCCACUGGGUUAGGAAGAAGCCCCUGACAGAGAAGCCGUGCUCUACCAUCUCGGACAGACCUUCUGCCUCUGCACCGGCUUGCAACACUCCUCACAUUUCACCCUGCUUCACGAGGAGCAAGACACAACCCGCUCCGCUCAGGAGGUCCAGCAGGCGCAAGGUGCUGCGAUUGCCGAAUCUCACCAACCCCAAGUUUUUAAGAUCUGUCAUUGGCAGCGUUGGCCGGAAGAGAGCCCGCAGGCGUGGCAAGCAAAAGAAGACUCCAGCGGGAACAGGAAAAGGGGUGAGGGCUAGGCUAGAGGCAAGAAGGCUCCAAAGCUAUUUGCGGGGUGGGAUUGCUUUGGAAGAUGCCUUCUCACAAUCUCUACCCUUGAACCACGGAAGGACAUAAGAAGUGCCUGCCGGAUGAGGCCACAUUGGCCUGUCUAGUCCAGCAUCCUGUUCUCACAGAGGCCUGUGGAAACAAGAGCAUUCUGUAUUCCCUUCCUGCAUCUUCCAGCAACUACUGUUCACAAACGUUACUGCCACUGACUGUGGAGGUAGAGCAUAGCCAUCGUGCCUAUUGGCCAUUGAUAGCCUUUCCUGCAUCCAAGUUGGUGGCCGUCACAGCUUUAUGUGGGAUUGAGCUACCAGAGGGGUAGCUGAGCAUGUCUGCUGCAGGAAAAACAGGCAUUAAAAGCACAUUUCUCCCAAAGAAUCCUGGGAAUUGCAGUUUGUAAAGGGUGCUACAAAUUGUAGGUAUGCAGUUGAAGGGUAAUCUACAGUUCCCAGGAUUCUUACAGGGGAGAAGCGAUAAUGCUUUUAAUGUACGGUGUGUAAAGUAAAGGUAAAGGGACCCCUGACCAUUAGGUCCAGUCGUGACCGACUCUGGGGUUGCGGCGCUCAUCUGGCUUUAUUGGCUGAGGGAGCCGGCAUACAGCUUCCGGGUCAUGUGGCCAGCAUGACUAAGCCGUUUCUGGCAAACCAGAGCAGCACACUGAAACGCCGUUUACCUUCCCGCUGGAGUGGUACCUAUUUAUCUACUUGCACUUUGUGCUUUCAAACUGCUAGGUGGGCAGGAGCAGGGACCAAGCAACGGGAGCUCACCCCGUUGCGGGGAUUCGAACCGCCAACCAUCUGAUUGGCAAGUCCUAGGCUCUGUGGUUUAACCCACAGUGCCACCCACAGCCUCAAAUUAGCUCCACCAGCUCUGUAAUACUAGAGCAAAGAUUAUAAUGCAUAUUGUUGUUGUUGUACUUUUAUAAAUAUUAUAAAACCCUGCAAGCCAUGUAGUCUGGAAUAAACUCAGUCACCCCUCCCAUCAUUAAUUGUUUCUACUAGGUGGGGAGGGGUGUUGGAUCUGCUUCCCUGCCUUGAAGAAAGGCGCAGGUCAGAUGUGUGCCCAGACCUGGCCACGCUUCGCAAGAGAGGUGUAUUGGUUCAAGGUGGCCACGCUGCCUGCAACUUGCACUCCUUCCUGACGUGUCUUCCCCAAACCCCUUCUUCCAGAGGCUGUGUUGAAGUGUUCCAUCACGUGGAACAACAUAGCUGGAGCAAAUUUAUAAAUUACUUGAAAGAAAGUUGUAAACACCUAAAAACGUUUGUGGCAUUAACAUGAAAUGUUUUGUAAUGUGGAAAGCAAAUAACAGCUCCCCGCCGCCAUCACACGUCAAACAGGUACAUUUUGUCUAACAGGUUAGCAAUCAACUGCCCAGCUAUCCUUCAUAUUAAAGGUCACUGAAUUCAACUGACGUCCCUUAUUACAAUUGCAUUCUUCAAAAUGAACACUGUGGCUCCUGCAGUUUCUGUUAGUUUUGACACUUUGGUUUGGCAACGAAAGAUCAGAAAUCAAAGCUGGCCCAAACAACUGUGUGUGGAUGUGAACAUAUUCUUUCCUCAGAAGCGAGGACAGUUCUAUUCUGGCAUCAAUUGAACACAAUUCAAACACAACAGCGUCACACCUAUGAUUUAUCUAUCUGUGCCAAAUCUGCAGAGUGGCACACAGCUCACACUCUCUCUUUAACUCUUGUUUUAAAUCUCCUACAAUCCCUGUGUUUCACAGAGAGCCUGGCAGCCGUUAGGGAUUUGGUGCAAGGGAAGCUCCAGAAGUUGAGGUCCGAGCGGCAAUUUACGCAGCUGCACUCCAGAAAUGAACAACGUAUGGUAGAGUUUAUGAAGCCCCUUUCCAAAAGUAGCCCAACAUCCUCUCCCAAUUCAGCCUCUGGUGUAAGAGCAUCUUUGUUUUAAAACUCCCAGUGUGCUUUUGUAUUCCCAGAGGACACUCUAGAUUUAGGACAUGGAACCUUUUCUAACCUGAGGGCUGUAUUUUCUUUUGAGGGACACAUGUCAGUGGGGCAUGGGGCCAGAGGCAAAAGUGGGUGAACAUUAGAUCCCGACUGAAAAUCAAUGAACUUUAAGUGGAACGGAAACGGCCACAAGGACUGUUUCUCAGCUACAAGCCCAGGUAAGGUUUCCAGGUGCUCAAGUUUGUCCUGAACUUUAGAGUCUAAGCCUUGUUUUCAGGAGUCCUGUCAGGUGUUAUAACUCAGGUCAGUUGGUUAGAGCAUCGUGCUGAUAAUGUCAAGGUUGCAGGUUCAAUCCCUGUAUGGGACAGCUGCAUAUUCCUGCACUGCAGAGGGUUGGACUAGAUGAUCCUCAGGGUCCCUUCCAAAUCUUUGAUUCUAUGACAGAAGCUGUAUGUGUGUUAGAGGUGUACAUCCUCACCGCGUCCACCUCUAACUUGGCUUCAUAGAGUGGUCAGAUCUGAAGGUGCUUUGUAAGUCUGGGAUAACCAACCUCAUAUAACAAACAUGAAAGGGUUAAUACCAUAGAUACUCUUCUGCCAGACUUAGCUCACCUUGGGAGGGGCUAGUUAAUCAAGACAUUGUUCCCCGAGUCUACCUGACAAGCUCAACACAUGUGUGGAGGUCUGAGCUGAGCCAGCUCGGACCGCCUGACUCUUACCAGCUUCUCUUGAGUUCCUAUACCAGUCAUUUAGGAUCUCUCACCACUGUAACUAAGCCAGGUUUUACUGCCUAUGCAACUUUUUUCUGAAUGCUGUAUGGAAAAGUACUUAUUAAAUCUGAGCACUUAUUUUAUCCCAUGGCAGCUACCACACACUGAUCUCCACAAUCACAGCAGGUGGGAGUAGGAUUGAAGACGAUAAUGGCAUUGUAGCAGCUGCUUUUUUCCUUCCUUUCUAACUGUGCCUUUUUGUGUUUUUAAUAGAUUGUUUUACAGGCCUUAUAAAUAUAAUGACUGAUAUAAUUUGGCGCUUCACUGGAGAUUUCAUGGCCCCUGAUCUCGUCUGCCGAAUUGUUCGCUAUCUGCAGGUAGGAGAAUAGAUAAAUGUCUCUCUGAGUUUCCUGACGUACUUAUUCCUCAGCUUAACAAUUUGCCUAGGGCGGGGGGCGGGGCAGAAAUCACUCUGUUUCCAAGAAGAUGGUUGCAUGAAAGUAGAAAAAAAAGUUUAUUCUACGUAUCAGUUUUGUUACACAAUAGCCAAGUCAUCUUUGUCCCAACCGGGCCUUGCUGGUGAACCAGAAGGAGCUGAAUACAGGCACACACAGUCACUGAGUCCACCUGUGCCUUCAGUUAUGGUGGAGAUGUAGACCUGCUCCUUCUAGGGGAGUGAAAUCUCAUUCAGAUCAGGCUGCCUCUCCGCCUCCCAGACACAAGAACCCCAAACCCAUAACACAUUUGUUUUUUCAGGAUUCAGCUUCAGUUUCUUGCCCCACAUCCAACCCAUCACCACCACCAACCACUGAUCUAACACCUCGACUGCUUCUCCUGAUCCGUGUGGACAGAGAGAUAGAGCUGGGUGCUGUCUGAAUAUUGACGACACUUCACUCUAAAUCUCCUAAUGACAGCUCCCAGAGGUUUCAUAUAGAUGUUAAAUAUCAUCAGGGACAAGUUGAUAGAACCCUGGAGGACAUCAUGGGGCAGGGCACCCCAUGACUACUUUCUGGAAAUGGCCAUGGAGAUAGGAAGGGAAUAAAUGAAACACAGACCUGCCAACCCUCACCCCCUUGAGACGCUUGAGAAGGAUACCAUGCUCAACAGUCACAACAGCCCCUGAGAAUUGGGCAGGGUCCCCCUCUGCCAUCUUUCUCCCAAGCCAUACAAUCAUGGCAGCUUCAGUGCCAUGCCCAGGCCUAACACCAAAAUGGAAUUGAGCCAAUGCUCUGAUGACCCAUUUCCCUCCAAUAAAUGGUCACUUCUUUCUUUCUGCUCUAGGUUGUACUUUUGUAUGCUUCAACCUAUGUCCUGGUCUCACUAAGCAUAGACCGAUAUCAUGCCAUUGUGUAUCCAAUGAAAUUCUUCCAAGGAGGUAAGAGAUUUAUCCCACUCCCAUGUUACACACACACACACACACACACACACACACACACACACUUUGUGCAACAACUUCAUUUUCAGAGCAAAUAUUUUACUGCUAUGAAUAAUGCAAUAGACUCAUUUAUUAAUUCCUGUUCUUAGACUCCCUUGCCAUUUUUCAAAUAUCUGUGGUGUUGGCCUUUGGCAUUUUACAACCAUUAUUGCAAUCAUGUCAGAUAUCUGACUUAAUGAAUAUCUUCCUUUUUUCUUACUCUGGUGAGAAAGGGCCAUUAGGCACCCAAAAGUUAAUAAAACGAUAAAAUGUUUGAAAACUAUGCCUGGUGGAAAUUCAGUGGGGAAUUCAAAAAAUUUAAAUGGUUUGCGCCCCUGAAACUUAAAUCAUGUCGUUUAAAAUGUUGUGGGACUUCCAUUUACACCAGUGAAAUGCUUCAUAGUAUUAGUUUAAAAUAAAGUAAAAAUCUGUCUGUGUAGGGAAAUGAUUUUUGCCAGUGUCAGUAAAAAACUGCAACCGGAACUUUGCAGGACAGUGGAAGGUUUGCUAUCAGGAAGACAACUAACAGAGUGGUUUUUAAAUCUGGAAAAAAUGCUCUGCAGAGAAACAUUUAGGGCAGGACUUAAUGUUAUUCUGAACAUUGACUGCUGAUGAAAACAGCAUCCCCCACAUCACAUUAUCCUAAAGAAUGUGAACAUUCUUGUGAUUGUGGCACCAUAUUAUUGACUGUGUUGUGGCAUCCAAUCAUGUUUAUGUACUUGCCAAGUUGAUUUUUACUCUGCCCUUCAGCCAAGGAGCUCAGGCUAACACACACAGCUCUUCCCUCUUUACUUUCGGUGUGGAGGAAUCACAAUGUGAUAAUGGCACAUGAAUGAGACUGUUACGCACCACCCCAAUCUUCACAGCAGCGUGAGACCCCAGGGGUUCCAGGCAUGCUUUACUCAUAAAGUUCUGUGUUUCCUUUGGGGAAAUGAGGCUGAGCAGAGACUGUGGUGUCUUUAUGAUAUAUGGUUUAUUUACGCACACACAUAUAUAUAACCCGAGCCUGCAAUUGAGGGGUUCAGAACAUUGCCACCCCAAAAAGGUCUUGAUUUUCACAUAGCCGCAGCCCAGGAUUCAUGCAGAAAUCAAACAUGCUUCAAAACAUGCCUCUCACCCUCUCUCCAUUUUGCUGAAUAUUACCAGUUCUCACAUCACUGCAAAAACUCCAUCCCAAUAUUCUCCUUUUGUCUUUCUCCAACGAGGGACCAUUUGCCCUCUGGCACAGAGCCGCUCCCUUGGUCCCAGCCAAAGACUCACCAAGCUGGCUCCUGACUUGUAUUUUAACAUGCUAAAUUCAAUGUCUGGCACCAGUGGGUGACCUUGGGGGUCUCAAAUUUCAGGGGUGCCCUGUGAGAUGCCAAUAUUUGGUGCCCCUUCCUCUCACCUUCCAUUCUGCAUCAUAGUUGCAGGCCGGUGCUACCCAGGCUCCAUGCCCUAAAUCCCCCUCUGUUGGCACUCUGGAAUUAGAAGGGGACUCCAGGCCCCACAAACCUUAUAACAAUACUAUACAUUGCAUUAAAGGAAUCAUAAUUGGGGAGUUUGUGUUCUACAGAACACUGGAAUUGCAGGCAGUGGUGGAUGGAAGUAGGUUUUUAAAUAACAUUUGUUUGUUUGUUUCAACCAUUUAUAUAACAGUUAAUCACUGUCAUCUCUAAGCAACAUGCAGAAACUUAGCUAUGAAAUUCAGAAUUCAGUUGAAAUGCCUGCUGGAAUAAAAACAAACAAACCCCAUUCACUGAGAUCAUUCAUUGAGCUAAUUGAGGGCCAUCUGCUUCCCCCACUUGCGUUCAUAAACCUUGUUGUACCCGGAAAAUAGCCAUGCCUUUGCAAUGUGCACAUUGUUAAAAGUAGGGUGAGAGAAUGAGCCACAAACCCAGCAAAAUCAUGUAGUAGUUCCUUUGUAAAAUUGCUACAGUUCAAAUGGAAGCAUUUUUUUAUUUAUCACUUAAAAAAAGAAGAAAAUCCCUAUAGCUAGAAAACAUAGAGGUUAUUCCAGGUCCGGCCCUGGCAUUUUGGCGGCUCUUGGGACCCAAGAUUGCCUGAGAAUACCAUGUGCUGAUGAUAAGGCUGGGCAGAGAUCUCUCCUGCUUCCCUGAAAUCAUGUUAAUUGGGAUUACCAGGGAUCUUUUGUACAUGGAGCCUAGUGAAGUUCUGCCACGGAGUGGUGACCAUGCUUGUUUGGGUUUUGCUGUUUCUGGAGCUCCCUGGAAUUCAAUGAAUCCCAGCUGUUGUGCUGGCCAUUCUUUGUCUGAAAUCUCAAAAACACCUUGCAGCAAGCUUUUCCCCGACUACAGUGUUUGGCAGAGCUCCCAGUUAUCCGUAUGGUAAUGUAUUUGAUAAACCAUCCCUAAUUAUUUUAAUCCUAAAACAGAACACAGAUUCAUAUUUCACAGAAUGCGACCAGCUAAGUUUCUCCCCACACUGUGGGUAAGGAACUCUAUCGCCUCUCAUUCACCCCUCUAAAUUUUCCUCAAUAUCCAGGUCUGUUCUUUGAAUAAGCUGCGCAUGUAAUUUAAUACCUUGUUCUUAUUUCUCGAGCAGAAAGGCAAGCAAAAAUCCUCAUUGUAGUUGCCUGGGGCCUUGCCUUCCUGUUUUCAAUUCCAACGCUGAUUAUAUUCGGGAAGCGGCAAUUAUCCAAUGGCGAAGUGCAGUGCUGGGCUGCCUGGCCGGAUGACUCCUACUGGAUUCCCUACAUGACCACAGUUGCCUUCCUGGUUUAUUUCAUUCCUCUGAUUAUUAUCAGGUAAGGAUCUUGUACUAAGCAUUCACACACACUUAUCUCACACGUCCAGGUGAGAUUCCACCUUCAUUUCAAUGGAGGGCACUAAUCUGCAUAGUUACGCAAAGGAAGAAGGGCACAUAUUGGUUUCCUCCAUUGAAAUAAAUGGGGGAAAUUGAGGUUCUGAAACACAUGGGGAACUCCCUUGGAUACAUAUGUUUUGGGGCAUCACCCUCCAACUUGUAAAAAGCAACUGGAACAGCAAAAGAGGGAGGAAUUAAAUGUCUGCAUAGGUCUUUAGGUUUGUGGACUUGGUUCCUUUUCAUAUUUUGCUUUAUCUGAAGCCAUUACAGGGACUCAACGAAAAUUAUCAUUAGAAUGGCAAACACAUUAGUGAAGAGUAAUUAAGGCUCUGGUAAGAGAGACUUGUCAGAAGAGUCACUUGAAACAAACAUGUCCAUGAUCCAGACCUGGGAACCACAUGCAUCACUGUUCAAGACCAUUUUUAUCUUGUUUCAUGCAGCUUUAAGAGCUAUAAAGCUGAAAAGCAGUGUAUUUAUGAAACUAAACCAAAGGAGACAACCAUACAUUCUGUUCUGAAAGCUACUUCUGCCACAUCCUACAAGCACUGUAAUUUCAAAGUGGAAAACAGCCUCCUGUGAAGGGCAAAUCAGUAUCUUUUGCAUUUGAAUAUAUCUGAAAAGGCAGAGAAUGCAAAGAAAUACAAAGUACAAUCAUCUCUUGCUUCACAAUACAUAAAACCGAUAUAUUCAAGUGGUGUCAUAUUCCCGGAAGUUUGAGCACAGGUGUUUAUAGAUCUCUGGUAUUAAAUCUUGCUCAUGGGUGUCCAGUAAGGUUAAUAGGAUUUGAUCACUUGUUUGCACAUGAAUUUAUGCUUAUGUACUUUCCUAAGGCGGGAGGUUUUGUGAAAUCGAUUUUUCAGUGUAAGAAAUGUACUGAACUGGGACCUGUUGCUGUAUACUAAAAAGGAGGCUAAAAGAACCCAGAGGUUAGCAUAAAAUUGGAAUGAUAUAUGCAUAUGGUAUUAUAUGAUAGUAAAAUUAUAAUCUCUAUAAUUGAAAGAGAAAUACGAAACACCUCACCAUAGUAGAGAAUCCUAUGACCAGGUGCAAAUUGUCACUUCCUAUCAGUAGUAUUCAACCAACCUUUACUCAAAGUAGACCCAUUAAAACGAAUGGGCAUGACUAAGAUAGAUCAAUCCAUUCACUUCAUUAAGUCUAUUUUGAAUAAAACUUACUGAAUAUCACCCUAUGUUUUAAUAUUUAAUCCAGACUUGGAUGCCUGUUUUUUAGCACUGGGAUAGGAGGAAAGCUGCCACACAUGAAGAAGGCACAAAACUAUUCCGUGCAGAUUUGUGUACAUUAUGAAGGUGUCAGUUUCAUUCACACACACACACACACGCCUACAGCACAUGGCUGUCCCUUUGAAAUUUGUUGCAAAGAUUACUCAAUAAUCUAUGUGAGUUGCCGAACACUCAAAAAGUAAUUUAUAAAUGCUUCAUCUUCCUUAUCCUUAUUAUUCAAAAACCUCUGUAAUUUUCUUAUACUGUGAAAAGAAUAACUCACAGAUGUCUUCUGAAGAGAGAUCCAGAGGCCUCAGAUGGCUUUAUUUAUCUGGAACAAUCAUACCAUCGUAGGAAUUGAAAAUGAAUAACAAGUAGCUUUCUUGGGUAGGGUUGCCAAAUUACAAGCCCACUCUCUUUCUGCCUUACUUUCUUUGCAUUCUCUUUUCCUUCAAGUAACUUGGUAUGUUGGUUUGCUGAAGAUGCUGAUCUGCCAUUCAUACCUCAAAGAAGGCCAGUGUCUUCCACUUUGGCCAUACCUAUCUGGCAGAAUGUGCAGAAGGCAAGGCAGGCCGAUGAAAUAAAGUUACAGAACUGAAUGUUUGGUUGCCUCUCUAGCGCCAUUCAUUUAUUUCCACACAUAUGCUCCUUUUCAGCUUCAUAGUUAUCAAAGCUGCAUACAACAACAACAGAAUCUUGAGUUUACUGGAUGAGCAUCAUUCUUGCAUCAAACAGGCACUUGGAUGGAUCUUGGUAUCUCUCCCUUUGUGACAUUUGGUUUAAUUAUGCGGUUCCUGGCUGGAGCCAAGAUCAUUAAAUUUGGUGACACACCAGCUUCAGAAGUGUGGGUAUUAAUAUCUUUGCCAUCAUGGAAACUUCUUUUCUUCUUAGCUAAUACUUCAUUGAAUUGUAUUAACCAUUUUGAUGAAUUUGUUGUCGUUUACUUUAUUUAUAUAUCAUUGUGUUUGUUGGAUAGUAUAGUGAUUGUAAUGUUUGCGGAUUUCAGUGCUUUUGUGAUGCUUGCGGGCUGCUUUGAGCUCAACGUUUGUUGUUGGAAAAGCGGAACAGAAAUAUUAAAGCAAAAAAUCAUUUAUGCUUAUGGUUUCCAGGCCUGGACUAUCAAUAUGAAUAUUUCAAGCAGGUCGCUCAGAAGCUGAUACUUUGCACCACAGGCAGGGGAGGAGAAGUGGACUAGAAUUCCUAAACAUUAGACUUCCUAAACAUUAGGAAGAACUUCCUGACAGUAAGAGCUGUUUGACAGUGGAAUUUGCUGCCAAGGAGUGUGGUGGAGUCUCCUUCUUUGGAGGUCUUUAAGCAGAGGCUUGACAACCAUAUGUCAGGAGUGCUCUGAUGGUGUUUCCUGCUUGGCAGGGGGUUGGACUCGAUGGCCCUUGUGGUCUCUUCCAACUCUAUGAUUCUAUGAUUCUAUGAAUAGGAACAUGUGGACUAGAAUAGGAAUAGGUGGACUAGAAUAGGAAUAGGUCACAGCUGCCUCACCUCCUGCCUUACCUGGGUAUAUAGAAGACAUUCUCAGGGCCGAGCUACCCAUGAGGCCGACUGAGGUAGCUGCCUCAGGCGGCAGAAUCUAAGGGAACCUUCAUGGGCAUCUCCCGCUUGCUGUUAGAGGAGUGAGGAGAAGCAUCUGCUGAGGUUUCCAGGUUCUGGUAUGAUCUCACAAGAGCCUUGCACAAUCUCAUGGGGCUCUUGUGAGAUCUCACCAGAACCCAGAAGUCAUGGCACCCCAGUAAGCAAGGCUUUGGUGGGGGGCUGCAAGAGCAGGUGAGAGGCACAUGGCAUGCGCACACAGGCUGUGACCUUUCUGUUUUGCCUCAGGAGGUGUAAUGUGACAGGUCACACCUGCCUGUUCUCCUGCUUGCAAUCUAGCAGCCCUGCAUAGACAAGCACCAAGGUUUUUUUACCCCUGUAGCUUGUGUGGGAUGUGGGUGGCGCUGUGGGUUAAACCACAGAGCCUAGGACUUGCUGAUCAAAGGUCGGCAGUUCGAAUCCCCGUGAUGGGGUGAGCUCCCGUUGCUCGAUCCCUGCUCCUGCCAACCUAGCAGUUCGAAAGCAUGCCAGUGCAAGUAUAUAAAUAGGUACCACUCCAGUGAGAAGGUAAACGGCAUUUCCGUGCGCUGCUUUGGUUCGCCAGAAGUGGCUUAGUCAUGCUGGCCACAUGAAGUGAGAUGAGCACCGCAACCCCAGAGUUGUCCAUGACUGGACCUAAUCGUCAGGGGUCCCUUUACCUUACCUUUGCUUGGUACAUUUAUGAACACUAUAUAUAUAUAUAUAUAGAUAUAUAUAUAUAUAGAUAUAUAUAUAUAUAUAUAAAAUGAGACCUAAAAAUUCUUAUAACACUAGUUUGCCAGUGUGCGUAUGCUUGUAGCUGACACAAUGUGAGUUUUGAUAUAAGCCAUGAAGUUCUGCAGAAGUUGAACCUUAACACCACUUCCAGUAUCAUUAAAAGUAUUAUCAUUACAAAAGAAUGGCCAGGCUCCCCAGGUAAUCCAGUUAAGUGACCAUUAACAGGUAACCUGGCAGACAGGGUAAAAACAAUGCACUCAGAUUUCUGUUGUAGACCACCUUUUCUGUGAUGUAGAUAUGAUGUAUCUGGGGGGUGAUCUUGGGCUACACACCUUCUGUGAUGUAUGUAUGAUGUUUCUGGGGGUGGUCUUGGACUCCAGGGUGGCCAAUUUAAAAUAAGGGCUUGAACGCAUGGCUCAGGGUCCUUCUCCUCUCUCCUGCCUGUGGGGGAGCACCCUGUUGCAACAGUUAAUAAAGAUCAGGCUUACUAGCUGCUUUGCUUCUCAAUAUUCUCUGGUUAGCCUCUGUUAUUUUCUCCUACCGAUAGAGAACCUACAAUAGGACUCUAUAUGGGCUCUUGGAUACCACAUAAGGGAAAAGGAGCAGUGUUUUUUUUUUACUUAUAUCACUAGGAUGAUGAGACACUUAGAAUUAUCCCAUCCUAAAGAAUUGCUAACUUGUUUGUUUUCUGUUCUUUCCCCAACUGUAGCGUUAUUUACUUCAUUGUGAUCCGAACAAUAUGGGUUAAGAGCAAAGCUCAUGCUGUCAUUGUUUCCAACUGCUCAGGUAAGUAAAUUGGGGCAAUCACGCCCAAGCAUUGAAACUAAUGACAUUGAAAGACAGUGGGUAUGCAAUUGCCACAGAUCAUUAAAAAGCCCACUGUAGAUCAAAUCUCCAUGAGCUGCCAUAGGCUAAAUUGCCAAAAGCAUUUAAACAUGUGCUCACCAGGUUGGCUGGGCCCCAGUCAUUUUACCUGGAAGUAAUAAGAGAAAAUGACUGAGUGAAGUCUUAUGCUAAUAACCUGAGCAUAAGCCAUGAAAAAUACACAUUAAUUCCUAACUAAGGACCUAAAAUCCAUCAACAGCGGUUGAAAUAGAUUCAUGUAAGCAAGGGAAAAAUCAAGACUCUUUCUUUUGAAGCACUAAUUAAUCAAAUAAGCAUUGUAAAUAUUCAAAUGAAAAGGAAAGAAAAAAAACUGAGCCAAGCGUACUUUUACCUUAAUUACUGCUUUAGUGACAGGAAAAGAAACAUUGUGUUAAUACAUUCUAAUGAAUUCACAAUUAGCUUUUCUAGAGUUUUAUUUUUCUUUGGUUUCCACAAGUUAUCUCAUACAAAGCUGUGCUCUGUUCAAAGUUUAAACUAAGAAUUUCCAGAAAUCCUUCUAAAUUCUCUGAAGAAACCAGAGGCCUUUCUCCUGGGCAUGGUUGGCCAAUUGGUGUUAAAGAAGGAUAGAACUUUCUUUAUGUAUGCCACAACAGCAGCAAGAAUACUUAUCGCAAAACACUGGAAGACACAAGAUUUACCCACUCUGGAAGAAUGGCAGACGAAGGCGAUGGACUAUAUGGAACUGGCGCAAAUGACUGGCAGAAUCCGAGACCAGGGAGAAGAGUCGGUGGAAGAAGAUUGGAAGAAAUUUAAAAACUAUUUACAGAAACACUGCAAAAUUAAUGAAUGUUAGAAUGAUGUUGGAUUGAAGUUAAGUGGCUUUUAGUAGCAAUGUUAGAAAGGAAUAUGUAAAAAUGGAUUGUUAAUAGGUGAAAGAUAAGAUAUGAAAAGACUGAUUUGUUUUUAACUGUUUUUACUUUGUGUUUUCAUUUUUGUUUCUUUUUUCCUUUUUUAUUACUUUUUUCUCUUAUUUUUGUAAUAUCUCGAAACUUUAAUAAAUAUUAUUUAAAAAAAACCAGAAAUCCUUCUAAAUUCAUCACGGAUGGAAAUAUUGACCAAGAUUAAGCUGAUCAGUAAUAGCAGAAUAUCCCCAAAUAUCUGACUGUCUUUGGUUUCUUCCAUUUUUGCCAGUUGAUUGAGAAGAUUCUGGAGGAAUUUCCGUUUUGAGUGUGAAAUUUUAAAUUCAAAAGUUUCAGUUUUGGCAGGCUUCGCAGAUGAAAUCUUUGAGCUACCAAGUAACGUAGAAUUGCAUCAAAAACAACAAGAAGUUCUGUGGCAUCUUAAAGGACACCACAGCUACCCCUCUCGAAAUUGCCACAAUUUCUUAGGCUCAUAGAAUUGUAGGGAUGGAAAAGACCUUUGGAUCAUAUUAUCCAAUGUUAUCAGAUCCUAAAGGCCAAUGUUGACCCAGCUAUGGGGAAUAGACAACCACAGAUCAUGAAGAAUGUUUCAUCUAAGUUGGGAAACAAAACUGGAAGUAGACCUACAGCGAGGCUCUUAGCAAAGAUUCAGCUUAUGAAAGCCAUAUGGAGAACUUCUAAUACCCAAUUAUUCUUCAGCAGAAAAUUAUGCCCAUAACAUCAUUUUUCAGAGGGGAGGCAUUAACAGGCCUCUUCCGUCAUUACUGGAGCCCUCCGCAAGCUGCUACCUUGUCUCUCUUCCUCAAGGUGAGCUUUUUUAGCCCUUGUGGGAGUAGAAUGGGCUACCAGCCAAAGGAAGUGUUAAGCUGAACACUCAGAGAGCUUCAUUAAAACUUUCCAAGUGUUCAGGUUUAAUAUGCUUUUCAGGGUGGGCACAAGACCGCUUGCCUAUCUCUAGCAUAUGGUCAUUGGCUAUAAACAAUUCAAAAAAUCUAUAUCUCUAACAUCUCUCUCCCCCUGCAAAAAAUAAAAUAAAAAAUAAGGCAGGAACAGUAAAUUGGGAGUUGGAAGGCUGGGAACUGGCAUCAAAAUUGUGAGAGUGGUGGUGGCAGCAAACAGUUUAAAAGCUCCCCAAUUUACAGCUCUGCUUUGAAAAUCAAACCUCAGAAAUUUGGCACGGCACACUAUUAUGUUAGAUGUUCUGCAGCAGGAUGGACCGAGGAGAUUAUUUUACCUCACAGCUGGUAGCUAAGGGAGAUGUCUUCACAACUUGUUGAAAGCCACAUCAGAUAGCUGUUUACACUUUUUAAAAAGCAUAUAGCCACAUCUAUGAUAAAAAAAUAUCUCAAAAGAUUGUGUUGUGUUGUGUGUGUUGUGUUGUUUUUAAGAUGCUUCAGCAUAACUGAGGUCCUUGUGAUAGGCUAGGUGACUGUGCGUUGUGUAAGAAUUCAGAUAAAGAAUCAAUAAAUAAUGGGACAAAUUGAUAGGUUAGAUGAUAUUAUAGAUGGUAUAUGUAUUGUGAAAUUGCUCAAGAUUGGUCAGCCUAAAAAUUUUAGGUGACAUAUUUCAGUCUUGGCUAUUCAUUUCUUACAUUUAUUUUUCCCUUCUCUUCUCUUUGCAGAUGGCAAAUUCUGCGCUAGCUACACCCAUCGGGGACUCAUAUCAAAGGCUAAAAUCAAAGCUAUCAAGUACAGUGUGGUAAUAAUUCUUGGUAAGUGACGACAUAUGCCAAUUAAUUAGACAUCAGUGACCAGUGAAAGACUUCAUUUUUUAAAAAAUGGCUCCGUGGAAGGUUCCAGAGAGUUGGAGUGGAUAUCUGCCCCCAUGGUUUUGUCUCAGAUCCAUUCCAUCCAUUUCACUUCUUUCGCUUCUGCUGCCACAGCAAGAGCAGCUUCUUCUGACUGCCUCAGCCUUUGAUAAGUCACAUUUUUACUCAAGCAAGAAUGUAUACUGUUUUCUUUUCUUAUUUUUAAAGACAGUAAACCAGGUUUUCCGUCGCUGAGAAGCCCCAGUCUCUGCACCAAAAUAAAACUUUACAGACAAGCCUAACCAUAAGACAAAGUAGCAUUAGCUUGCUUAGUAACUGAGGUUUCUUCAAGAUUCAAUUAUGAGAUGCUAUUAAAAAGCUAUUGUGUGCUGACCUUUUCCCAAGUAUUAUAUCUGCUAUGACGAGCGGAGUGGAUAAUGGACUGGUUUCGCUGUAACGUUCCUGGUUUAAUAAAACCACCAAGCCUGCAUGCAACACACACACACACACACACACACACACACACACACACACACACACUUGGGCCAGCUCUUUACUUGCAAAAUAAGAAAACUGUGAUUUAAUGCCAGUUUACCAACCAGGAGCUGAAACCACAGUUUGAUUCUGAUUUGAGAUCUUGUUUGUAAAGUUACAUUUCCCUGUCUUAGACUGAACAAGAAACUGUAGUUUAAUUCAAUGCGGAUUGCAGUGCCAAUAGGAACGAGAGCAAGGGAGGGAUGUGCAGUCAGACUGUGCGUACAGGACGCUGGGCCAUUGGCCUGUUCCAGCAGACCCUUCUUACAUGCCUAGUUUGUUUACACAAGCAGCAGAUAAAGUGAGAAAACUAUUCCUGGGCUGUAAUUGUUCAAACUGCAGGAAAGGGAUUGCAUGAGUGAAUGCUGAUGCUUUUUUAUUAUUUAAUGUAUUGUGGCUUUCUCAAAAAUACUCAAUUCCCCACCUGUAUAGUCAUACCUCAGGUUGAAUGUGCUUCAGGUUGAGCGCUUUUGGGUUGUGCUCUGUGGCAACCUGGAAGUAAUGGAGGGCAUUAUUUCCGGGAUUCGCCACUCGCGUAUGCGCAGGCGCUCAAAAUGACGUCACAUGCAUGCGCAGAAGCGGCAAAAUGUGGCCUGCAGACAUACCGCCGCGUCUUACGUUCCAUUCAGGAUGCGAACGGAGCUCCGGAACGGAUCCUUUUUGCAUCCCGAGGUACCACUGUAGUAUGAAACAACAACAACAAUAAUAAUUCAUUUAUACCCUGCCCAUCUGGCUGGGUUUCCCCAACCACUCUGGGUGACUUCCACCAAAUAUUAAAAACAAUACAGCAUCAGACAUUAAAAACUUCCCUAAACAGGGCCGCCUUCAGUUGUCUUUUAAAAGUAAAAUAGUUGUUUAUUGCCUUGACAUUUGCUUGGAGGGCAUUCCACAGGGCAGGCGCCACUACCGAGAAGGCCCUCUGUCUGGUUCCCUGUAGCUUUGCUUCUUGCAGUGAGGGAACCGCCAGAAGGCCCUCGGCACUGGACCUCAGUGUCCAGGCAGAACGAUGGGGGUGGAGAUGCUCCUUCAGGUAUACUGGGCCGAGGCCGUUUAGGGCUUUAAAGGUCAGCACCAACACUUUGAAUUGUGCUCGGAAACGUACUGGGAGCCAAUGAAAAUCUUUCAGGACCGGUGUUAUAUGGUCUUGGUGGCCACUCCCAGUCACCAGUCUAGCUGCCACAUUAUGGAUUAAUUGCAGUUUCCAAGUCACCUUCAUAGGUAGUCCCACGUAGAGUACAUUGCAGUAGUCCAAGUGGGAGAUAACUAGAGCAUGCACCACUCUGGCAAGACAGUUUGCGGGCAGAUAGGGUCUCAGCCUGCAUACCAGAUGGAGCUGGUAGACAGCUGCCCUGGACACAGAAUUAACCUGCGCCUCCAUGGACAGCUGUGAGUCCAAAAUGACUCCCAGGCUGCACACCUGGUCCUUCAGGGGCACAGUUACCCCAUUCAGGAUCAGGGACCUCCACACCAGCCCGGCCCCUGUCCCCCAAGAACAGUACUUCUAUUUGUCAGGAUUCAACCUCAAUCUGUUAGCUGCCAUUCAUCCUCCAACUGCCUCCAGACACUCACACAGGACCUUCACCGCCUUCACUGGUUCUGAUUUGAAAGAGAGGUAGAGCUGAGUAUCAUCCACAUAUUGAUGGACACCCAGCCCAUACCCCCUGAUGAUCUCUCUUUGACUACUACAGUGGUACCUCGGGUUACAUACGCUUCAGGUUACAUACGCUUCAAGUUACAGACUCCGCUAACCCAGAAAUAGUGCUUCAGGUUAAGAACUUUGCUUCAGGAUGAGAACAGAAAUCGUGUUCUGGCGGCACGGCGGCAGCAGGAGGCCCCAUUAGCUAAAGUGGUGCUUCAGGUUAAGAACAGUUUCAGGUUAAGUACAGACCUCCGGAACGAAUUAAGUACUUAACCUGAGGUACCACUGUAUAUCUACUGGUUUCAUAUCUUCUGUGCAGGGGUCCUUCUCCACUUAAAUUGUGACAAGACAGAAAUGUGAAAGUUGCAAAGAUGCAAUCAUUGCUGCUGACCCUUUUCUGAGAUAGGUUGAAGUAGCAUUUUGGAUUCUGUUUUGUUUAGCCUGGUGUGCUGCAGUAAAGAUUGACUCACCCAGCGAAUAUGGCUGAGAUCGCUUCUGCGGCAAUUAAAGCCUCCCUCCAUGGCAACGCAGUCACAGAUUGCCUUUAUCAUCAACACAGUCAAGUCCUGUUCUACCUACUCUGUUCUGCCUCCCUCCCACCCCCAUGAAAUAUUAAAUGAGUGCUUAUUUCUCUGUAGAGUAGGGUCAUUUCCCCCUGUGGUUUUCCAAGUCCCUGAAAUCUCUAUAAGCUUUAGAACCACCUAUAUGGAAACAAAAUAGAUUUUUUGAUUUUUUGCCAAGUGUUUUUUGCCAUUCUUGGUAUGUUCCUGUGCUUCAUACCUGUUAUUGAAUUAUUUCAAACUUUCCUGUGUCCCCUUUCAGUGGGUUACACAAAUUCACAAAAGCAACCAAAGCAAGUUAUCUCAAAAUCAGUUUUUAACAACAACAGCAGUAAAGAAAAAACUGAUUUUAACAGUUGCUUUAAAUAAGCAGCCCCACACAAUUUCAAAGAAGCAAUAGCUCAUGAUAAGCACCAGGAUAGAGACCUAGAAAGUUGGGUGGGAUCCUUUAUGCCGCCAGAUAUUGCUAGACCACGACUUCCAUCACCCCUGUUUAUUAUCUAUUAUUUUUCUUUAUUACAUUUGUUAGUUGCUUUAUCUUGCCCAGGGCAACCCAGAACUACUUAGAGUUGGAGUGUGGCAACUUUUAAAGGGUCAUUGAUUUGCCACUCCUGUCUUGUCCUAGGUCAGGCUGCUGGUCCAUCUAAAUCAGCCUUUCUCAACCUUGGGUCCCCAGAUAUUGCUGAACUGCAGCUCCCAUCAACCUUGACCACUGGUCUUGCUCGCUAGGCAUGAUGGGAGUUGUAGUCUAGCAACAUUUGGGCACCCACGGUUAAGAUCUAGCUCAGUAUUUGCCCUAACUUGCCAAGACACCCUGGGAGCAGAUCAGCACAUGGCUUCCCAGGGUUUCCCAAACUUGGGUCCCCAUUUGAUAUUGGAUCACAACUCCCAUCAUCCCUAGGUAGCAGGACCAGUGGUCAGGGAUGAUGGGAGUUGUAGUCCAACAACAGCCAGAGACCUAAGUUUGGGAAACCUGCCCUAAAGAAUCCUGAGGACUGUAGUUUGUAAAGUGUGCUUGGAAGUGGAGUUCUGUGGGGGCGAAAAUAACAACAACAAAACAACAACAAUUUAUUAUUUAUGCCCUGCCCAUCUGGUUGGGUUUCCCCAGCCACUCUGGGUGGCUCCCAACAGAAUAUUAAAAACACGAUAAAACAUCAAAUAUUAAAAACUUCCCCAAACAGGAUGUCCUUCAGAUGUUUUCUAAAAGUCAGAUAGUUGUUUAUUUCUUUGACAUCUGGUGGGAGGGCGCUCCACAGGGCAGGUUCCACCACCGAGAAGGCCCUCUGCCUGGUUCCCUGUAACCUCACUUCUCGCAGUAAGAGAACCGCCAGAAGGCCCUUGGAGGUGGACCUCAGUAUCUGGGCAGAACGAUGGGGGUGGAGACGCUCCUUCAGGUAUACUGGGCUGAGGCCGUUUAGAUUACAAUUCCCAGUAUACUUUGGAGGAUGCUAUGUGCUUUAAAUGUGCAUUGAAUGUGCUUUAACUUUACGGUGUGAAUCUGCCACUGAGUUCUUGAGGAGUCUUUCCCAGCCCUGCCUUGAGAUGCAAAGUAUUGAACCUCAGAGGUUUUUUUAUGCAAACUAUACACUGCAAACAUUAGGCUCUUUGAUUUCCAUUAUAAGCUUUUCUUUUUUUUAAUCUGCCUGUCUGCAAGCAUACAGAAGGAGUGACCUCCAUCAGCCAAGCGAUUAGGCUUCCUUUUUUCUUAUUCAAACUUAAGUAUGCAUUUUCUGGAGAUGCUAUCAAAUGCAAAACUGAAGAAUCCCCGGCUUAGGUGCUGGAAUUUAUAUUGAUUCAAUUAGGCUGGCUGUUAAUGCAAGGGGACGCAGGAGAAAGCGCUCCUUGGCAUUUGAUAAUGAUUUAAUUGGCUACACAUCUGUGUUUAAUGUGAUUAUAUUGCUGUCGCUCAGUGUUUUGUUUGUCUGGAUUAGUCCAGAGGGACAGGCAAACUGAUAUAACAGGAGGAGGGUGUGCCACGCAUUUUCUUCUUUGCAGAUGGGAUGUGCAAAUAAGUCUGUGCCAGUAUUCUUGAUCCUUUGCCGAUGAACCUCAGGGAACUUGCAACAAAAGGAUUAUGCAAAGAGAAACACUUAGUUCUCUUCUUUGAAAGCCAGAGGCAGAUGUAGGAAUACCUUUGAGGUUCGCAGCUUAGAAAGCAAAGUCCUUUCAGUAUUUAAUGAUGGCCAGCCAUUAAAAUAAGUUGUUACAUUUUUAUUUUUUUAAAAGCUUUGUACAUUUGCAGCUGAAUCCCAUUGACCCAGGACAGAUGGGGAUCCUGCACUUUAAUAGAUGGGAUUUCAGCAGGUGUUGCAGGAACUCAACAGGUUGGUUCUACAUAGGCAUGCAAAAGUUUACCAGAUUUCAAAGCAAUUCCCCUUUUUUAGUGAGAAAAACAGAACACUUGUGAGAGUAGACAAGCCAGUUUUGCCCAGAUCUCCUAGUGCUACUUUCCCCAUUAAAACGGAACACUUUUCAAACCAUUUCCUUGAUUUCUUGCAGCUUUUGUACUCUGCUGGAGUCCUUACUUUCUCUUUGACAUUCUGGACAACUUCAGCGUCCUCCCGGAAACCAAAGAACGCUUCUAUGCCGCAGUGAUUAUUCAGAAUUUGCCAUCUUUAAACAGUGCCAUCAAUCCCAUCAUAUACUGUGUUUUCAGCAACACCCUUUGCGAUGCUUUCAGGUAUUAGACUUCUUGGGUCCCCCACCCCUUAAUGGGAUUUAUAUGGGCAAAAAAUGCUACCAAAUAAUUGCCUGGUUACACUUUGCGCUCACCAGGUGAGUAAUAGGACUAUAACAGAAGACUUUAGAAGAUACAGCUACCCCUGUAUCCUGAAGUCCUUCUUAUUCUGCAUUUAUGAUUUGUGCUCAUAAUGGUAUUAGGGAAGUUAAAUGUGAUCUUGCUUUCAAUACUGUUGAAUCCUGCAACUUUCCAUACCACAAAUGUCCUGCUUUCUCUGUGCAAUAGUGCAAGAGUGCACCUCCAGACACACUGAUGUAUUAAAAUUGGGAAAACAUUACAGAGAACACCUAAUAAAGUGGAAUGAUGGAUGGAUGGUCCAGUUUACAGUGUUGUGAGAUACCCCCAUAACAGAAGUUGCCCUCAGUUCCCGUCACACACAGAGGCAGGUUAAGGUCCAAAAUAGUUUACUGCUGCAGAAGAUAAGGCUUCAGUAAUACAUUUCCAGACAUUGAUAUAUACAUACAGCUUGCAGGCUUCGCAGAUACAUAUAUACACAAGUACAAAGUAUUUCUGAGGCUUCAACAAUUCAAGAUGUAACACCGACUCUGACUCACUUCUCAACACACAGCACAAGACCCCGGCAUCCUGAGCUGACUUACCUCAAUCACUUAUAUAGGCGGCACUGGGCUGUUGCCAUAGCAACUGGUUUGACAGGCCUUGCACCUGUUAUCUUGUCUCAUACAUGGGGUGAUCUGUGCUCGUGAAGAAAAUUAACCCCUUCCUCCAAGUCCAAUUCCUCCAACACCCCUUCUGUAAUUUUGCUCAUGGCAUUGCUUUAACACAGGUAUUUGAUAUUGGCAUGCUUAGACCUCUGUUGGACUUUCUUUAAAACUACUUGGCUCAUAUGCCGUACACAUGGCCCAUGCUGUAACCAUUCAGGAGGCAUCCCUUUUAUACUGCAUUUGGACCUCCUGGGAAUGAAUUCUUAUUCAUGUUUGAAUUCAUCCUCUCCUAAACCUGACUCUCUUUUUACAUUAGAUUCAUUAGAUUUGUUGCAAUCAUUGCAUCAGUGACAUACUGCAGAAUUCAAGGGGGCAAGAGCAGCUGCUAAGUUGGGUGGAGUGGUUUAAACCUCUCCACACUCACACAGUGCUAUGUUUAUUCUCUCUUUUGGCCACCACUAUCACUGGGGGGCCAAAAUAUUAGCAAGCGGGAGAGGAUCAGGCCCUUGGACCAGGGUUAGCCACCCCCAGUCUAGACAUAUAAAUUAGCAGAUUAAAAAGGAGCGCGUAUGCACCACCCUUAUACUGUGAAUUCAUUUCAAUUUUUCAAUUAUUGUUGUUAUUACUUUGUUCUCUAGGCGAAGAAAAUCAGGAAAUUUGGGGACUUUCAGAGAAAGAACAGAAGGGCAAGAGAUGCAGGCGGUAUCCAAGCCGGAAUAUAUUUAGAGUUGAUAUGUGACUAUAAAGGCCACGUUGAGUCUGAGGGGUGAAAUAGAAGCCUCACCCUUGUUCGGAAAUCUAUUAUUUAAGGAGGGAGGAAUGAGGAGCAAAAAUCAUUCCUGGUGGCCAAGCAGAACUGCCAUGGUUUGUUCCACAUUUGCAGUCAGUCCUUGCUUUUCAAAGGUGUAUCCACUGAGCAGUAUGUUUCAGUGUAAAUGGCUUUUCUCCACAUGGGAAUAUUUUAUCUUGAAAAAGGCGGUGCCAAAUUUCUUCAUGGUGCCACACAGCUCGUUUUUACACAAUACUGUCACCUAAAUCAUCAAGACCCUUUGAUGGCUGAAGAGCAGGAAUAGCCUUUUCUCUCCUUUCCGAGAAAAGAGCAUUCCCAGCGCACGUCAAGAUACUUUAUCCCUGCUGCCCUAUUUGGAUUGCUGUGGCUCAGUGGGAGCACAUUUAUUUUACAGGCAAAAGGACUCAGAUUCAACCCCCAACAUCUCUUGGUUGUGUUGAGAUUGUUCCCUCUCUGAAACCUUGGAGACCCACUGCCAGUCAGUGUUGACAAUAUGGAACUAGAUAGACCAAGGGACUGACACCAUAUAAAGCAUGCUUCCUGUGUUCCUAUAUAUGCUUCACCAGAAAACCCUGCCCAUUGUAUAAUGCGCUGAGAGAACAACAUCUGAAACAAUUGGAGAGGUUUACCUACUGAGUGGACAAGAUAAAUAUGCCACUGUGAAGAUUGCAAGUUUUCCAUCUGUUGUAACAUUUCUUUCUUUCUUUCUUUCUUUCUUUCUUUCUUUCUUUCUUUCUUUUUAUUAAUAAUAAUAAUUGAAUUUAUAUACCACCCUAUACCCUAUACCCAGAGGUAACCUGUGAAAGGAGAGAAUGAUGUGUCUCUUGUCUGGGAGAUUCAGAUUUUUAAGUUUGCUUCCUGCUCCUCUUCAUUUAGGUUUUGCAUAAUUCUAUUCAGAUUUGUGUAAAUUCCUUUCAUCUUAAUCUUUUAUUUUACUAUUUGUUAAAUGAAGGGCCUGUUCUCUGCCCUGGAAACUC
Molecule: messenger RNA, 22348 nt
Organism: Podarcis lilfordi (Lilford's wall lizard)
Lineage: Eukaryota; Metazoa; Chordata; Lepidosauria; Squamata; Lacertidae
Source: the annotation of a GenBank genome assembly